Cladocopium goreaui is the source of this 3346-nucleotide messenger RNA. Lineage: Eukaryota; Dinophyceae; Suessiales; Symbiodiniaceae. The record is from the annotation of a GenBank genome assembly.
AUGGCAAAGUCUAUCCUUGUGGUCGGUCAUGGGCCCAUCGGGCACUCUUUCAUUGAGAAGAUGACCGAGGGCAGAAGUGGAAGCAGCGACUACCAGAUCUCAGUCCUUUGCGAAGAGCCACGGCCGGCAUACAACCGAGUCAUGCUCACACAAUACUUCCAGGAUUUGGAUGGUGACAAACAUGACAAGAUGAAGCUAUCAUAUGUGACCGAGGAGGAGUUGAAGGAGCUCAAGGUGACACUCCUCUAUGGCCGAGCAAUAUCCAUCGAUCGAGAAGCCAAAACAGUGUCCUACAUGAGUCCCCAGGCUGAUCAAAAGAUGGUUGGCUACGACAUUUUGGUGAUGGCCACCGGCUCCUUUUGCUUUGUUCCUCCCGUGCCCGGAAUGACGAUUCCAGAGAAGAAGAAUGUGAACUGGCCCGAUGAUCCCGCUUCAAGGCCAGAGGGGGUCUUCGUCUACCGCACCAUCGAAGACCUUGAGUCACUGCUUGAGAAGGCGAAGUUAGGUGCCAAGCGUGCCGUGGUCAUCGGUGGUGGCCUGCUGGGACUGGAGGCCGCCAAGGCUGUCUACGAUCUCAAAAUGGAAAGCCAUGUCCUGGAAAUGGCGCCAUACCUGAUGCCAACGCAAUUGAAUGAUGUUGCUGGUCAGGUUCUGCUGAAAAAGAUCAAGGAUUUGGGUGUUCAUGUGCAUUGCGGUGUGCAAAUCAAGCGUGUGGUGUGCGAGGCUGGCACAGUUGCAGGCAUAGAGCUAGUUGAACAGGGAGCGGAGUCAUCAAGCAUCCUGAAGACUGAUCUUGUGAUUGUUUCAUGUGGCAUUCGCCCGCGCGACGAGUUGGCCAAACAAUGUGGCCUGGACACCAAGCUGAAGCUUCUGGGUGUUGAGGUUGCUUCCUUUGGCCGCAGUGCUGACUUCUGGUUUAAGGGCCAGUAUUCUGGGAAGGAUCCAAGCCUGAAAGUCAUUGAAAGCAAGGAUGAUCUCAAUGACACAUACCGGCGGCUGUUCUUCUCUGCAGACGGUUCCAAGCUCAUGGGUGGCAUUUUGAUUGGAGAUGCCAAGGACUAUUCCAAGCUGCUUCAGCUCAGCAAGAAGGAUGACCUUGCUGGCAACGAUCCAGUGGCUCUGGCCUUCAAAUUGCCACCGCCUGGCGCCAGCAGUGCAGUUGCAGAUGGUGGGGAUGGUACUGGCAUGACGGAUGAUGAUCUGAUUUGCACUUGCCUGGCGCUCUCUAAGGGUCAGGUUCGCAAUGCCAUCAUCGACAUGGAAGCCUACACGAUUCCACUCAUCAAAAAGGCCUGCAAGGCAGGAACUGGCUGUGGUGGAUGCUGCACACCUGUUGGUGAAGUACCCAAGCUCCUGGCGCAUACCUUGAAGAAGCUCGGCAAAGCAGGUGCUUCUGGCAUUUGCUCUCACUUCAAGUAUUCCAGGAAGGAGCUCUUCGAUAUCGUCAAGGUCAAAGAGCUCAAGUCCUUGGAGGAGAUCCUCUCCGCAGUUGGCCAAGGCUCGCCAGAUGGCUGCGAGCUGUGCAAGCCCGUGGUGGCCUCCAUUCUGUCAGGUCUCUGGAACGAUCAUGCCUUGAAAGCGGGACGAGAUCAGAUUCAGGACACCAACGACCGGUUCCUGGCCAACAUCCAGAAGACUGGAACCUAUUCUGUGAUCCCUCGCUGCCCAGGAGGGGACAUCACCCCUGACACUCUCAUUGCCUUUGCGACCACUGCCAAGAAGUAUGGCCUUUGGACGAAGAUCACCGGUGCUCAGCGAUUGGGCAUGUAUGGGGCGAAGGUCCAUGAUUUGCCUGACAUUUUCAAAGAGUUGGUGGAUGCUGGCAUGGAAACCGGCCAAGCCUAUGGCAAGGCCUUGCGCACGGUGAAGAGCUGUGUGGGCACCAGCUGGUGUCGCUAUGGCCAGCAAGAUUCAGUGACCAUGGCCGUGACCCUGGAGAAUCGCUACAAAGGUCUUCGUGCACCUCACAAGAUCAAGAUGGCUGCUUCUGGAUGCCUGCGUGAGUGUGCCGAGGCCCAGGGGAAGGACGUAGGCGUCAUCGCCACCCAGGCUGGAUACAAUCUCUUUGUAUGUGGCAAUGGUGGAGCGAAGCCAGCACAUGCCAAGCUUUUGGCCACGGACUGCUCGGUUGAGCAGUGCUUGCAAUAUGUCGAUCGAUUCUUGAUGUACUACAUCUCCACAGCCAAGCAUUUGCAGCGCACAGCCCCUUGGUUGGCUGAACUGGAGGGUGGGAUUGACUACCUGAAGAAGGUUGUCAUUGAGGAUUCUCUAGGCAUAGCUGCUGACCUGGAGGCUAUGAUGGGACGCAAUCGAAGCCAUGAAAAGUGUGAAUGGAAGGAGGUGGCAUACGAUGAGGAACUGCGCAAGAAGUUCAAGCAAUUUGCGAACACAGAUGAACUCCAUGAUUCAGAACAGAUCGAGUACAUUGACAUGCGAGGUCAGCGCCAUCCCAACCUGUACAGCCCACCGGACAUCCUUGGCCCAGCACUUUACGGAAAGGAGAAGGCGAGCGAAUGCUGGGACUGGAUCUUUGCUGGACUGGUGAGUGCCUAUCCCAAGAAUGGUGGGCUCAGUGUGAAGCAUGGCACGCAGGAACUGGCAGUGUUCCACCUCCCACAUGCAGAGGAACAGUGGUUGGCCACACAGAAUCUGUGCCCCCACAGGCAAGCUCUGAGUAUCUCUCGUGGGCUGGUGGGAGUCCAGCCCAAUGGCACCUUGACCGUGGCAGACCCUAUCUACAAGACCACCUACAACCUUCAGACCGGUGAGGGCAUCAGCAAUCCAAACCUCAACCUUUCAACCUUCAACGCCAAGGUUGAGGAUGGCAAGGUCUUCGUGCAGUUACCUCCAUGCAGUGAGAUGGAAGAGGCAUUUGAGAGGACAAUCCAAGAGUCCUUCAAGGCUGACGGGAAAGAAUAUAAGAAGAAGACGGGUGGACCCGUGCCAGUUCCAAAGGACCUGUCAUGGUGAUAGGUUGAGUGCGCAAAGAAGCCCUCAGACAUGCAUGUAGGUUCCGGUUGAUGAGGCUGCUUGCUUUGCAAUUUAAAACACUGUGAACACAUACUACACAUAAGAUUUGGUACAUGUACAAUAAGCCAUUCAGUGCCUUAUGUUGUCACUGGUCAAAGGCUAGUCUUUUUCCCCCCUGCCUCCUGCCGUUUCUUUUUUGAGUUGCUUAAAGGAUUGCCUUGUAAAGCGAGGAGCAAAAUGUCUUCCACAGCCUCGCGGGUGCGAGAACUUUUGUUGUUUUUUCUGUUCACGCACAAGAACAGAAUUAGAUUCGCAGAUGGGCCUUGCAUGGAGUGUGAGUGCGGGACCAUACAGUCAUCCAAACGAAGCAAUCCGC